CCCCCACCCCCUCCUCCUUCAAUUUCAAAAACUUGAAAUCCCACUUUUUAACCCUAUUCUUGGCCGUUCGGACACUCCUCUCUCUCUCUCUCUGCGAUUCAGGUCUCCUAAGGGCUAAGGCUCAAGCUUUCAAAUUCGUCUUCUCCUCCUUUCUCCACUACAUUUGGUCUGCGAGCUCUGAAAUUCAUUGUACUCUUUGCCGAUUUCUGAUAAUUGUGGUCUGCUCAUGGACGAUCAAACUAUUGCGACUCUCUGCCACGAUUUUGGUAAAGUUUUGACCGUCUCCGGUGAGAAUUACGAGCCGCCGUUGAUUCACAAAGCCGAAACAGUAGAAGUGAACACUGAUUUGGGGGAUGAGAGUAUUGUUUCAAUUGACACCUCAGAAAUUUCAUAUCAAGAACAAACACUUCCUAUUUUUCAGAAAAUUGAAGACCUGUCCACUAAAGUGCAUGAUUUGAAAAAAGAACAUGCAGCUUUAAGUGAUGAAGUGAAGGGUAUCACUGGAGAUUCUUUUCCUUGUCCUGAAGUUUUCUGUGCUCUUAAGGAUCUUAGUGUGCAACAUGAACUUCUUAGGAGGAAAUAUGACGAAGAGUGUGCCCUUUUGAAGAAAAGAUAUCUUGAUGAGUGCUCAGAGAGGAAGCGGCUCUACAAUGAAGUGAUUGAGUUGAAAGGCAACAUUCGGGUUUUCUGUAGAUGUAGACCAUUAAAUUCUGAGGAAGUUGCGAAUGGUUCAACAUCUGUGGUUGACUUUGAUAUGGCUCAAGAAAACGAGAUACAAAUUGUUUCCUCUGAUUCUUCGAGAAAGCAAUUUAGGUUUGAUCAUGUUUUUAAACCAGAGGAUGGUCAAGAGGCUGUUUUUGUUGAAACCAUGCCUAUUGUAACAUCUGUUUUGGAUGGCUUUAAUGUCUGCAUUUUUGCCUAUGGGCAAACUGGAACUGGCAAGACAUUCACAAUGGAAGGAACACCUGAAAAUAGGGGAGUCAACUAUCGAACUUUGGAGAAAUUGUUCAGCUUAUCUAGUGAGAGGAGCAGCAUUAUGAAGUAUGAGUUGUUUGUCAGCAUGUUAGAAGUUUACAAUGAAAAGAUAAGGGACCUUCUUAUUGACAGCUUCAGCCAACCAGCUAAGAAGUUGGAGGUAAAGCAAUCUGCAGAAGGGACCCAAGAAGUUCCAGGACUCAUUGAAGCUCGUGUCUAUGGUACUGAUGAGGUGUGGGAACUCCUCCAGUCUGGAAGUCGAGCUAGAUCUGUUGGAUCAACUAAUGCUAAUGAACUCAGUAGUCGCUCACACUGCUUGUUGCGGGUGACUGUAGUGGGAGAAAAUUUAAUAAAUGGACAGAGGACAAGGAGCCACCUCUGGUUGGUAGACUUGGCAGGAAGUGAGAGGGUGGGGAGAAUUGAAGUUGAAGGUGAAAGGUUGAAGGAAUCUCAAUUCAUAAACAAGUCCUUAUCAGCACUUGGAGAUGUGAUCUCUUCUCUUGCAUCAAAGACUGCUCAUGUUCCAUACAGGAACUCAAAGCUCACCCAUAUACUGCAGAGCUCUCUAGGAGGAGAUUGCAAGACCCUCAUGUUUGUCCAAGUCAGUCCUAAUGCAGCUGACUUGGGUGAAACCCUUUGCUCACUGAACUUUGCCAGCCGUGUCCGUGGAGUUGAGCAUGGUCCUGCUCGGAAACAAGCUGAUCUUACCGAACUUCAUAAGUACAAACAAAUGGUGGAGAAGACGAAGAAUGAUGAGAAGGAAACAAAGAAAUUGCAAGACAGCGUGCAGUCUCUGCAAUUGCGACUUGCUGCUAGAGAACAUAUAUGCAGGAAUCUUCAAGAGAAGGUUCGCGAUCUUGAGAACCAACUAGCAGAGGAGAGGAAGAUGCGUCUAAAGCAGGAAAACAGGGCUUUGGCAGCUGUUUCUAGUCAGUCCUCAGCCUUACCUCCUGUCAACAAUAGCAGAAAGAUGACAACAGAGAAACCACCACUGGUUCCAAUGAAACUGAGAGUACCACUUCGAAAAAUCACCAACUUAGUGCCUCCAGCUUCCUCUAUCCAUCCACCAAAAGCUAGGAGCUCGUUCCUACCAACUGUUCACGAGGACAAAGAAAAUGUUACUAGAAUGGCAGGCGGCAAAUCAAAGGCCAUACUGAAAGCAAGGCGAGGUUCCCUUAUCGUUAGACCCCUCCCUCAGGCAGCUACAAAUCAGCACCAGGUUCAACAACCAAAACGAAGAGCUUCUAUUGCAACCCUGCCCCAUGAGAUGAUAACUCCAGUUAAGAGCUCCAUUGCUCGCCCAAGGAACGAUCGUGUCAUGGGCAGGCAAUCUUUUGUCUGGGACCCGCAAAGACUGUGGCGGACAUCAAGGGUGCUCUCACCACAACAGAAAGAGAAGUUGGUGGAAGCCACACCAGUUGCUUCUGUUCCAAGAAGGGGCAGCACAUUCAUGGGAACUCCACGAAGCAGCAGCAGCAGCAAAUUCAUGGGAAGUCCUCCUUCUCAACAAGUAGGUUCAUGGAGGCCUAAGCAUCCAACAGUCAUUGCGUUGCAGAAGAAGCAAUUGGUGUGGAGUCCUCUGAAGAUGAAAGCCAUGAGAAAUAGUAGUCACAGGAAAUCAUUUCUGGCCCCAUCUUUACAAAUGUAGAUCCUUGUUACAGUCUGUGAAUCUUGAUUCUUGCUUACUGUUUUUUUAACAGCUAUCUUUACUGGCAUGCAAUAUUGAUACAGGAUGGUGCUAAAUAUUUUGUUUGCAUAUGUAACAUUCCUUGAAAUUUCUUCUUACUUCAAAAGUUUUUGUUAGUGAGACACAUUUUGCA
Molecule: messenger RNA, 2795 nt
Organism: Ipomoea triloba (trilobed morning glory)
Lineage: Eukaryota; Viridiplantae; Streptophyta; Magnoliopsida; Solanales; Convolvulaceae
Product: kinesin-like protein KIN-14S
Exons: 12
Coding region: 227-2623 (798 amino acids)
Biological process (GO): microtubule-based movement
Molecular function (GO): ATP binding; microtubule motor activity; microtubule binding
Source: RefSeq, a predicted model, not a curated record